Ruditapes philippinarum (Manila clam) is the source of this 1715-nucleotide messenger RNA. Its product is annotated as beta-alanyl-dopamine/carcinine hydrolase-like. The coding region runs from base 86 to 1228 and encodes 380 amino acids. The transcript has 3 exons. NCBI's taxonomy places the organism in Eukaryota, Metazoa, Mollusca, Bivalvia, Venerida, Veneridae. The record is from RefSeq and is a predicted model, not a curated record.
GAAUAAUGGGAAUUAAUCUUUAAUCUUUCAUUUUGAAUACAAAUAUUGUCUAAUAAAAUCGUAUGAAUUACAUAUAUUCGUAGAAAUGGACCAAACUGAAAGUCUUCCAGUAUUAUAUAUCCGAGCAAAGAGUCACUAUGAUGUUGGACAUACUAUUGGUACGACUUUUAAAGGAUGGAUAAAAGAUUAUCUAGACACUUCAAACGAUGUCAAGCAGUAUAAAAAGUUUUACAGCUGUGAUGAAGGGAGUCAAAUAGUUCAGCAGUAUUUGUCAAGCAGUCGUAAACAUUAUCCGAAUAUUAUGUCGGAAAUUCAAGGCAUGGCGGACGGAGCGGCAGUCAAUUUUGAAGACCUUUUCUUACUACAACUUUCUUCGGAAAUUGAGUUUUGUCAUUUGAAUGAAAUUCUAGGAGACCAGGAAAGUAAUCAGGUGGAAAAAGGCUGCACUGAUGUUUUAGUUAACAGAAAACAAUGCAGGGUGAUUGGACAUAACGACGAUUGGACAAAUGAUGUUUCCUCCCGCGUUUAUAUUGUUCACGUGACUAUUUUAGACGAAACUGAUCACGUGACUGAACAGUUCGUAUCGUUCAGUUAUCCUGGAUACUUAACAGGGUUUUGUUUCGGAAUGAAUCAAUCUUUGGUUAUAAGUCUGAACUCACUGUCACCGAAGAGAGCUAAUAAGAUGGGGGUUCCACUAGCAAUUCUGCUGCGUUCACUUUUCGCUUAUAAUAGCAUAGACGAAUGCUACAACGUCAUGGAGAGCAAGCCAUAUGGUUGUGCUUAUGGAAUGACUAUAAAUAUUGCUUCUAUAAAUGGAACUGAGAUGUGCUCCAUGGAAAUAUACCCACAGGAGGGGAAGUCUGAAGUAAAUAUCAAAACCAUUCCAUAUGAAGGAGAUUUACCACACGAAAAGUGUUAUUAUUAUCAUCAAAACUUUUAUAAAAACAUUCUUGCUGAGGAAUCUGGACCAUGCACUGGCUCCCGGCUUCGUGACAAGAGGGCUAAUCAGAUGACAUCUCCGAAAACUAUUGAUGACGUAAAAGCUAUUCUUGGCGAUACUGAAGAUGGCGUAGAACCAAUUUAUCGGGUGCCUUGUGCUUCCCAUAAUGCACCUGAUGUGAAAACUGUUGCAACUGCAAUUUUCAACAUAAGUGAAAGGCAGCUCUAUGUUUAUAGGAGGAACCCGAAACUUUGUCGGGUAUCUUGCCUGACCUUACCAUUCUUGUAAUCCGAAUCUGAGACAGCUAUUCUUGUAACCGUAAGCAAUUCUUGUAACCUGAAGCUAUUCUUGUAACCGGAGCUAUUCUUGUAAUCCGAAUCUGAGACAGCUUUUCUUGUAACUGUAAGCAAUUCUUGUAACCUGAAGUUAUUCUUGUAACCGGAGCUAUUCUUGUAAUCCGAAUCUGAGACAGCUAUUCUUGUAACUGUAAGCAAUUUUUGUAACCUGAAGUAAUUCUUGUAACCGGAGCUAUUCUUGUAAUCCGAAUAUGAGACAGCUAUUCUUGUAACCGGAAUCUAUUUUUGUAACCGGAGCUAUUCUUUUAAUCCGAAAGUGAGACAAGUACCUUGUUUGACUUGAACAUUCUUGUAACCCGAAAAUGAGACGGGUACCUUGUCUGGCUUUUCUUGCAACACAUAAUGUUUGUCAUUGUAUUUAAAACACAACGGUUGGUGUAAGCAUAAACCUGCUUUAUCAAGCUACAAUUUCUAUAUUA